Molecule: messenger RNA, 655 nt
Organism: Calypte anna (Anna's hummingbird)
Lineage: Eukaryota; Metazoa; Chordata; Aves; Apodiformes; Trochilidae
Product: complexin-3-like
Exons: 3
Coding region: 197-655 (152 amino acids)
Biological process (GO): synaptic vesicle exocytosis; neurotransmitter transport; regulation of neurotransmitter secretion
Cellular component (GO): terminal bouton; SNARE complex
Molecular function (GO): syntaxin binding
Source: RefSeq, a predicted model, not a curated record
CAAGCACCCUUGGGUGCAGUGAGUGGUGUGGGAAGGUCCUUCCACCCCGGUGGCUGUGGCCUCCCCUCCUAAUGCCGUAAUCCAGCCCUGAUCCGCACCGCCCCUGGGCCACCGCUCCUGCUGACCUUGCAGAUGCUGCCCCCAGGCAAGGACCCAGUGGUGACGGGCACCCAGGGGCUGCCCCAGUUGCCCACCCAUGGCUUCAUUCUUCACAACUGCCCUGAAGAGCUUUCGGAGGGGUGCGGAGGAGUCGCCCAAGGAGCCCCCCAAGGGUCACAAGGAGGCUGCGCUGCCCAACGCCAUGGCCCAUGAGGAGUUUGAGGAGUACCAGAGGCAGCUGGUGGAGGAGAAGAUCGAGCGGGACAAGAACUUUACUCAGAAGAAGGCAGAACGGGCUACAGUGCGGAUGCACCUGCGAGACAAGUACCACCUGCCCCAGGAUGAGCGGGACGAGGCUCAGCUGCACGUGGCCGGCAGGGCGGUGGAGCUGCCACAGGAGCUGGCGGCCGUAGUGCACAAUGAGGAGGAGGAGGAUGGUGAUGCCGGAGCCUUUGGCUUCCUACCGAAGCUGGAACUGGAGCUGGACCUCCCAGCGCUGCGGGACCGCGCACUGGGCACUGUAGAUGAGGUGAAGGAGAAGUGUGCCCUGAUGUAG